AUGACGAGGGGAGAACGGUCUGCAAGGAAUAUGGUUCCACGAGACGAUAAUGCGCUGUUCCGGCGGUUUAUACGGGAGAUGGACAAGAGGAGCGGUCAUCACGCUGAGAGUGGCGGUGGUUCACCCGCGAUCACGUUAGGUGAUGGGAGCGGCGACGAUGACGACGCUACCUCGCUGGAUGGCGGGGAUACUACUGAUGGAGCGCUCCGUGAGAUGUUGGACAACCUUGAGCAAGGUAUUAAUACUGCGAUCGAGGAGCGCAACGGCACCGGUGAUGACCGGACCGGUGACCGGCUGGUGCACACGUUCACGCCUCAUGCAGGCAUGGGGAUCCGCCGUCCCGGAGACACCAACACCCAGACGUACGGACAGUUGCUUAUGCGAAACCUGCUGAUGUUAGACUACAUGAUCCUUGUCAUGUUGUUCCCCUUCUCCCUAUACAACGUUUUGAGAAGCGGGUUCAACAUGGUCACUUUCAACUGCAACGGUGCGGGUGACGACGCGGACUUUAUCGUUAACCUGAUCGUCUACAUACGUUACUGCGAGGCGAUCACCGAAGACGGCGAAUCCUUAGUCGGGUACCAGACGGCAAAGGCACUCACUGCCGGUGGUACGAACUUGAACGGCGGGCUAAGCCUACUGAUCAAAUUCCACAACGUGAUCAACUACUACGGGAUGGUCGCACUGCGUGGCGUAGUACGAGCCCUGCCUCGGGCCGUGGUCAAACGAGCCGCGACAGCAGCUGCGACCACAACUGUACCUGCUGUACUGAGACGCACGGCGGUCACGUUUUACAACGGAACGGUGAAAACUACCGCUGCGGCACUGUACCUGCUCUACGGCGUGUUGGGCACCGCAUACUUGUACGGUUCGAUGCUCUUCUUCGCGCUCUGCCUCACCAUCACGGUCACAAGAAGGUACAAGACCGUCGCACGGGUCCUCGCCAACGAGACGCGCCCACGCAUAGACUAG
Molecule: messenger RNA, 972 nt
Organism: Huiozyma naganishii CBS 8797
Lineage: Eukaryota; Fungi; Ascomycota; Saccharomycetes; Saccharomycetales; Saccharomycetaceae
Gene: ASI2
Product: Asi2p
Exons: 1
Coding region: 1-972 (323 amino acids)
Source: RefSeq, a predicted model, not a curated record